Molecule: messenger RNA, 906 nt
Organism: Opisthocomus hoazin
Lineage: Eukaryota; Metazoa; Chordata; Aves; Opisthocomiformes; Opisthocomidae
Source: RefSeq, a predicted model, not a curated record
AGCUGCUGGAGGACCUGUCCGAGAGCCGGGAGUGCGUCAACUGCGGCUCCAUCCAGACCCCGCUGUGGAGGAGGGACGGCACCGGCAACUACCUGUGCAACGCCUGCGGGCUCUACACCAAAAUGAACGGCCUCAGCCGGCCCCUCAUCAAGCCCCAGAAGAGAGUGCCCUCGUCGCGGCGGCUGGGCUUGUCCUGUGCCAACUGCCACACCACGACCACCACCCUGUGGCGAAGGAACGCCGAGGGCGAGCCUGUCUGCAACGCCUGCGGGCUCUACCUGAAGCUCCACGGGGUUCCCCGACCUCUGGCUAUGAAAAAAGAAGGAAUUCAGACCAGGAAGCGAAAACCUAAGAACAUAAAUAAGUCAAAGGCAUGCUCUGGUAACAGUACUACUGCGGUUCCUAUGACUCCAACAUCCACGUCUUCUACUAACUCGGAUGACUGCAGCAAAACCACUUCUCCCAGCACACAGACUGCAGCCUCCGGGGCGAGCUCAUCGGUGAUGUCAGGCCCAGGAGAUAGCACCAGUCCCGAAAGCAGCAACCUUAAGUAUUCGGGUCAAGAUGCGCUGUACACAGGAGUCAGCCUGACCUCCACGGCCGAAGUGACGGCGUCUGUGAGACAGGAUCCCUGGUGUGCCCUGGCUCUGGCGUGACUCGGCAUGAGGGAAGCUGGAUCCUGGCGCUGCGCGGCAGCCCCCAGACGUCCGCGCACGGUUUCUUCUGCAGAGCAGUUGCAGUGGCAGAGAGAGUGCUGGCAAAGACCAUUCCUCCGAAAUUGUUUUCGUGCCUUGGUGGCAGAGGUGUUUUUCAGCCUUUGAGAGAGGCUCUGCCGAAGCAUCCAGUUCCUCAUAUAUGCAAGAAAAACACAGAGAAAGCAAAUGCCCACCGGGGAUAGCUAAUGCA